Molecule: messenger RNA, 996 nt
Organism: Hemisphaericaspora subhashii
Lineage: Eukaryota; Fungi; Ascomycota; Pichiomycetes; Serinales; Debaryomycetaceae
Product: SANT/Myb-like DNA-binding domain-containing protein
Exons: 1
Coding region: 1-996 (331 amino acids)
Source: RefSeq, a predicted model, not a curated record
AUGAUAAGUCCAGGCUAUAUUGAUCAAGGGUUUGUUCUUACCAACACACAAGCUUCUGGGCGUCGUCUUGAGUCAAUAACGUAUGGACAGCAAGAACAAUCCAUGGGCAUGCGCCCAAAUUUUACUAUAGAAUGGUUCCCACAACAGGAAACACAAAUUCAAAUGAACGACACUAACCAAAGUUUUCACCCCAAUUUCUAUGGUGGGAAGGCUUACCAUUAUGCACCUGAAAACUUCGCACAGUCGGUUACUCCCUUGCAGUCAGGACAACUUCCUCUGCCUGGAGUGGUUUCAUUACGAAUGCAAAAUUUCAAUGAAAACCGUGAAUCCAUAGUCAUGCCAAUUGGCCAUCACCCAGUGGGCACUAAUUCAUCCAGACAUCAAUCAGUACUAGCCCCAAUUAAUAGGGAAAUGCAACAACAAGAGUCCAGAAUAAUUCUUCCUCCAAGAGCUCAGUCUCAAGGAGAUAUCUCGCAAGGCUGUUCAAUGAAUAAUGUUUCUACUGGUCCCCAACAAUCGUUGCUCCAACAGAAAAGCUACGCAAGGUUAAAUAACAACCAUGCUUCAGUAAUCCACUUAAAUCAAGGUUUGGCACAACCUAUAGCAAGUCACCCUUAUUUUCCAAACUCAGAAACUCUUCUUCGUAGUUCUGCAAUACGAAUGCAAUGCAGUCCUUAUCUUAAUUCAAACUCAAGUCCACGUCCUCAACAAGGUCAGCGAAAAGUUAAGCAAUCAUCAACAUGGACUGCUCCUGAAGAUAGAAUGCUAAGGGCCUUGAAGGAGGUAAAAAAAUUAGGAUGGAGAGAAAUAUCUACUUUCUUUAAUGGUCGAACUCCCAAUGCUUGCCAAUUUAGAUGGAGGCGGAUAAUGAGUAGUCUUGCUGCUAACGAGUCGAAGAGUGUGCUGCCACCAACUGUUAAAUCUCCACGUAGUCGUCUGGCACAGAAAGUGAAAGAAUCAAAAAAAGUUUAUAGCAUUAAUUACAUUCUAAAUUAG